Osmia lignaria (orchard mason bee) is the source of this 3599-nucleotide messenger RNA. RefSeq names its product Importin 9 (gene Ipo9). Gene Ontology annotation, molecular function: small GTPase binding. The record is from RefSeq and is a predicted model, not a curated record. Gene Ontology annotation, cellular component: cytosol; nuclear envelope. NCBI's taxonomy places the organism in Eukaryota, Metazoa, Arthropoda, Insecta, Hymenoptera, Megachilidae. Gene Ontology annotation, biological process: protein import into nucleus.
CAUGAUUGAAUGUUAAAACUUCAGUUCUAUAAGGUGAUAGCAUGGUUUCUACACACAUAUCAAAAUGAAACUUGACGAUUAGCAAUAGCAAGUGUAGCUCGUUGAUAUAAAAGAAUUUCAGAUCAAAUAAGAUUGCAUGGGUAAGGUUACUUAAUAUUAAAAAGCGUUCAAUCACGUUCAAUUAUUACAUGAUGUUUGGGGAAUGAUCUAACCUAUUUUAUCAAUCGCUGAACCGGCUUUAUGAGAUUAUAAAACAUAAAAACUAUAAUUAACUAUGCGCUAUCCUAGUUUAUUUUUUAUUUAAUGUGAUAUAAAAUUGCAUUAAAUUGUUUGUUGCAAAUUAUUGCUUGUAUAAAAAUUAGUGAUUAAGGAUAAUUAAUUUGUACCAUCUAAACGAUGUUCAGUUAAAGAAUAAAGCAACAAAGAUCAACACAGCAGCGCAAUGGCGUUAGACGUUCAGGGUUCUCUUAAAGAAGCCUUAUACGAAACAUUAACUGGGAUAUUGUCUCCUCAUCGAGGAACUCGUCAAGCAGCUGAGCAAAGGAUUCAAGCAUUAGAAGUUACAGAAGAAUUUGGUAUACAUUUAACAGAAUUUGUAGUAGAUCCCAAUGGACACUUACCUAUCAGACAGUUGGCAUCUGUAUUGUUGAAGCAAUACGUGGAAACACACUGGUCUUCUGUGGCUGAAAAAUUUCGUCCUCCUGAAAUAAAGCAUGCAACAAAGGAAAAAAUCAAAGAAUUACUGCCACUAGGUCUUCGCGAAUCUAUUAGCAAGGUGCGCGCAGCAGUAGCUUACGCGAUAUCGGCAAUCGCGCAUUGGGAUUGGCCUGAAAAUUGGCCAGGUUUGUUUGAUAUACUUGUCAGUUGCUUAAGCGGAGAAAGCGAGUAUGCCGUUCACGGAGCAAUGAGAGUUUUAACCGAAUUUACAUCUGAUCUUACCGACAAUCAAUUACCUAACGUGGGACCAGUAAUUCUUCAAGAAAUGUACAGAAUAUUUCAAAGCGAAAACCAAUAUUCAAUUAGAACUCGCGGUCGUGCGGUUGAAAUAUUCACGACGAUUACGACAUUGGUCGCGAAUACAGGAGUAUAUCAAAAAGGAUUCACGGAACAAUACCUGCAACCAGUUAUUCCAAUGUUUUGUCAGAAAUUUGUGCAAUGUUUGCGAGUGCCCGACGGUCCAACCAGCGACAGCGGGCUUAAGGCCGAUGUGAUCAAAGCUAUAAAUUGUCUUGUCACUAAAUUACCCAAAUACGUAUCAAGCUUUUUGCCUGAGAUGUUACCGCCUGUUUGGGAAACUUUAACGCAAAGCGCGAAAAUUUACCAGGAAGGAUCUGUAAACGGAGAUGGAGAUACGAAUAAUAAAGAGGUUGAUUCGGACGGUGAAGUGAUCAACUUCAGUAACUUGAUUAUCGCGAUAUUCGAGUUUGUUCAUUCCAUCCUAGAUCGUAAACGUUUUUCAAAUCUAUUGGAUAAUUUAAUGCAAGAAUUAAUGUAUUAUUUAGUAAUCUUUAUGCAAAUAACUGACGAUCAAAUUGAAUUAUGGACGACAAGUCCGAAUCAGUUCGUCGAAGAAGACGAUGUAUUCGCUUACAACGUUCGCAUUUCCGCGCAAGAACUGUUAACGGCGCUUGUAAAUUACUCCGAGGAGAAGGCGGUGAACGCGCUUUGCGAAGUUGUAACUCGCCACAUCGAAGCAACGAAUAGAUUACGAAGCGAGAAUAACGAAACGUGGUGGAAACUAAAAGAAUCUUCGAUUUUAGCGUUAAGUAAAAUAAAAGAUACUACCGUUGAAAAACAACAGGCUGGAAUGCUUCAAUUCGAUGUCGUUAGAUUUUUAGACACAAUCGUCUUGGCUACUCUAAAAGAUUCAGAAGCACCGUCACUACUUCUUGGUCGUUGUUUGUGCGUUGGUGGUAAAUAUGCCGAUAUAAUGCCGCCAGAAAUGAGUUCGCGUUUCCUGGAGGCGACAGUGAAUGGUUUGCAAGAAAAUCAACCUGCAUGCAUACGUAUAAGUGCGGUAAAAGCUAUUUAUUGGUUUUGCAAAGCAUCGACGUUGGAAAGCAACAACACGCUAGGCAAUAUUAUACGAUCUCAUUUGCCGAAUAUAUUUCAAGGACUUUUUAAUUUGGCCAAUCAACCGUCUACAGAAAUUUUGACAUUGGUCAUGGAAACUUUACAAGUGUUGAUUGUGCUGGACAAAGCAUUCACCGCUUCGGUGGAGAACAAAGUUUGUCCAUUAACUAUCGCGGUGUUCCUAAAAUUCUAUAGCGAUCCAGUAAUUUUAGAUCUCUGCCAAGAUAUAUUCAAAAGUUUGUCCCAGAAUUCCGAGUGUAUAGGACCGUUGCAGACUCGUUUGAUACCCACGUUAACCAGCAUGAUGGCAGUAACACCUAUGGAUAAAUCAAAAGACGAGAAAUGUCGAAACGUAGCUUUGGACGUUUUGCAAGUGUUGGUACAGUACUCACCGAGACCGUUGAGCAGCGCGUUGGUUGAAACAGCAUUUCCGGCCGCGUGUCAUUGUAUUUUGAAUUCAGACGACAACGAAACGCUGCAAAGCGGCGGUGAAGUGAUACGUACUUACCUGUCGGUAGCUGCUCGACAGGUGAUGGUGCAUCGUGACACCGAUGGGCAAACAGGUUUACAAUACGUACUUCAAAUAGUCGGUCAGCUGUUGAAUCCACAGUCGAGCGAGUUUACGGCUACUUUUGUGGGACGACUGGUGACGACGUUGAUUAGGAAAGCGGGUAACACGCUGGGCGAGAAUCUCGAUCUAUUACUAAAGGCUGUCUUGAGUAAAAUGCAACGGGUCGAAACGUUGACCGUGGUACAAAGCUUGCUCAUGAUAUACGCUCAUCUGAUAAACACCGAGUUUGACGCAGUGUUAAAUUUUUUGUCAACCGUACCGGGCCCAACAGGACAAAGCGCGCUCGCUUUCGUACUCUCCGAAUGGGUGAGCAGACAACACUUAUUCUUCGGUAGAUACGACCGAAAAGUGGCUACGAUCGCGCUCUGUAAGAUAUUAGAGUACGGCGUUACUCACGGUGACAGCCGACUGAACGAAAUUACCGUCAAAGGAGAUCAGAUAUUCUCAGGAAACGAAGAAGGCGUGAGGACUAGGAGUAAAACCGAAUCACAGCCUUAUCAGUGGACCACGGUACCGGUUCUGGCUAAGAUAUUUAAGCUGAUAAUCAACGAAUUGUCCAACGACAUUGAAGCAGUCGCUGCGAAUCAAGAGACGGACGAAUCCGACGACGACGAAGAAGGCGACGGUGAUAACGCUUACUUAGAUCCGGGUUACGAGACUAUGCUACUGUUGGAAGAAGCUGCAAACGAAGCGGAGGAAGACGAAGAGGAUCCAGAGUUGUUGCAAGAUAGCAUAUAUCACUUGAACCUUAGUCAAUAUUUACGAGAUUUUCUGUUAAAUUUUUCCACCCAUCAUUGUUUUCCGGCAUACGUUCAGCAUCUAAACAUUCCAGAGCGGAAAGUUUUGAGCAGUUUAAAUAUCAACGUAUCGUUCAUGCAAUGAAUACAUAGAUAGAUUACUAGAUAGGGUAAAUCGAUGAAAAAAUUUGAAUAAUAAAAUAUGCAUUUCUUUACAU